UAAUCUCCAACUACAUUUCCCCCUGUAAAAAUGGCGACCCGCUACAAGUCGUACGAUUCAUGCUCUUCCACCUCAUCAUCCAUAGACCUCAACAGUUGCUCUUCCGGCAAACCAAAACCCUCCUUCUCUAAAGCGCUUGUCAAAUCAAACCCCUUGGACGUCACCCAAGGUUGCCGAAGCAAGACCAAGUCCACCACCACUCACCACAACUUGACGAGCAUGGUGAAAAAACUCGUCCACAAUAAAUCCAAAAACAAGACAAUGGGUCAGCUUUUCAUUCCAUCCGAUGUACUGGCCGAGGAUCUCAAGAAGACCGCGAGAAAGGGAACUGCUUUGACAGCGUUGCAGAGGAAGCUGUUCGGGAACGGCUCCGCCUAUAAGGAGAGGAGAGCGUUGACGGAGGUAAAAGGGAAUACUAGGACGUUGGCUAUGGUUUUGAGAAGUGAGAGGGAGCUCUUGACUGCAAAUAAAGAGCUGGAGAAGGAGAUUGCUUUGCUCAAGCUUCAGCUUCAAGACAAGAACACAGAGGCUGAGAAGCUGAAAGGUUUAUGCUUGAAACAAAGAGAAGAAAUCAAAUCAUUGAAAAGUGCAGUACUUUUCCCCGACGCCAUGAAUUCUCAGCUUCAAGAACUUGUAGAAACGCAAGGUUCGGAGCUGACGCAAGCGAAACAACUGAUCCCAACUCUCCAAAGACAGGUCACUUCUCUUACAGAACAACUCCAAUGCCUUGCCCUGGAUCUUCAUCAGAUGAAAGCAGAUAAGUCUUGUCACCAGCGGCAUGGUAGCAUAUUGGAUGGAGAUGAACAUUCUGAUUCUUUGGAAUUCAGUUCUGGCGAUCGAACAGCUCCCGGUAGUCCAAGUGACUUGGUCCUUGAAGAUUUGAAUCCAUGUUUAACACCUUACUAUGUCAAGACAAAAUCCAAGGAAUUUGAUGGGGUUGGUGGCUAUUACUCGUCCCGGAACGGAACCUUACAUGAAAUAAAUACACAAUUGUUCAAUGGCAUGGCCGGUUACAGAUUGUCAUCGGGAUUCAAUUAGAGGAAGAACCGAAGA
Messenger RNA from Hibiscus syriacus, 1053 nucleotides. RefSeq lists its product as uncharacterized. Bases 31 to 1038 code for a protein of 335 amino acids. The transcript has 5 exons. The record is from RefSeq and is a predicted model, not a curated record. Lineage: Eukaryota; Viridiplantae; Streptophyta; Magnoliopsida; Malvales; Malvaceae.